UGGAGAACAACACGUGGGUGUCAUGAAUAUUCAUGGCUGAGGUGAAGAGAGGGGAGGACAGUACUGUAUAAUACUCUGAAGUUCUCACUGACAGAGGUGGACACUGAGGAGAACAACUGGAGGGUCCGGCAGGGCUCAUGUGGGAUCAUCUACGGUAUUGACCCCCAGACAGAAGACGGAAAAGGAAGAGGAAGCAAGAGACGGAAGAGAGAACAAGAGGAGAGAGACUGAAGUCUGCAGCCCCAGAACUGCCAGGAGGAAGAUGCACAAUAUAGUCCUCUACUACAGGGUGGAAUGUUUGACAGGCUUUGGGUCCAGACUUUUCUCAGAGGACUCCUUGUUCUGAAUCUCCAUUACAUUCAUGGACUCUUCCAUGACUGCUCGGUCUGCUGUGUAAUUCAAGACAAAAUCAGAGACCUGAACUGUUCAUGGAAAAGUGAUGUCAGGACUGAGCACUUUGUAUCGCUGCAGAGUCUUACAAAUCCUGAGGAACAUCCUCUUCACUUCACCAUUGAUCGAAACUGGUUGGUAAUCCCACGGAAAGAACUGGUGGUGGAUCACAAGUAUCAUCUCAUAGUGACUGGAGGAGGCAAAAACUAUACUCACUAUUUCACCUACAGUGAUGAUGGACAUAACAUAUUCAUCCGGCCUCCUUCACUUAAUUCGUCCAUCUUGGAUUGUUACAGUUUAGAAGUGAACUGGAAUCAUCCAGAGGAAGAUCUUCAUAUUCCAGUGGAGUUGAGGUAUCGCAUACUGGGAGCUCAGAACUGGACCGAGGUAGAUGAGAGUGACCUGGAGACAAGUAGAUAUGUAUUGGAGGACCCGGUGCCGUAUACACAGUAUGAGUUCCAGAUCCGAUAUCUACCAGAUGGGACCAAUAAUAAAGGAAGUAUAUGGAGUGACAGUCACGUCUUAACCAGUUCAGAGAUGGCUCCUAAUGGAAGUGUCGAUGUAUGGAGAAGUUUACAGAAUGGAUCUUCACUUCUAAUAAUGUGGAAGCCGCUUGACCAUCGCUCUGCUAGGGGAAAUAUCCUUGGUUACCAAGUGACUUAUGGGGCUGAGGAGAUGACCACUGAGGAGCCAUGUUGUAGCAAGAUGCUCCCGGCCCAGUCCACACCAGUGUGUGUCAGAGCCAGGAAUUCUGAGGGACUAGGACCCCCAAUGUGUGUGACCCCACUGUGUACAGAUGAAGAUAUUUUUGACUGCAAAGUCUGGGGAGACUUAAAGGGAAGGAUCAGUGUUUUGUGUGAAGACAAUUUGAGGGCUGAGAAGGUUCUGAGCUACAUAAUAGAGUGGAGAGACCUGAGAGAAGGUGGAGAGACGGGGGUGCAGUGGACCAGGCGCCGGACGGUCAAUGAGACAUUCGUGCUUCCAGGUAAUUUUACUUCUGGGGUCCCCUACUUCAUCUCCGUAUAUGUCCUCUACAACAAUAGCUGCGCUAGGACCUUCUCUAUGGAUUUAUAUAGCCGGGAGGAAGUUCCCAGCGCUGCACCAAAUUUUUUCAGCCAUACACUUUCUGAUGGAACUGUCAAUGUCUCAUGGGAGGAGAUUCCAAUAAAGCACAAGAGAGGAAUCAUUACACAUCAUACCAUCUACAUAAACAGCAGGGGGCGCUCUGAGCAUCAGAAAGUAUCUAACAAGAAUGGUAGCACGAUCCUGUCUGGAUUGUCCUCAGGCACUACUUACACCAUCUGGAUGACAGCUUCGACUAGAGCCGGUGAGGGUCCCCGCAGGAUCCAUCAGAUUCCAGGCAAUCGUCAUCGCGCGUUGCUCAUAGUGGCUGUGGUCAUCCAUCUUCUCUUUGUCUGCGUUGUCCUGAUGUGUUUUUGUGAAUGGCCAAAGAUUCCCAAACCUGAGAAUAAGUUUAAAGAAUUCUUUAUGGGAUCCAGCACUAACAUAUGGCAACCACAGCAGGUUUCCCUCAAUCUGGUGAUCGAAGUAGUGGAAGAGAUAGAGCCUCCACCUAAGCCGCCAACACCCCCACCACUACCAUCACCACAGACCUUACUACCACCAACACCACAGCCAUCAACUCUACUGAAUACAGAUCCUGACAUUACUUCUGGGUAUAAAAAAUGCCCAACUCUACUAAAUAAGGCUCCCGUCAUCACUUCUGGGUAUGAAAAACACUUCAUGCCAACCCCAGAGGAGAUAAUGUGCUUAAGAUGAAAGAAACCUAAAGCUGCCUAGAAGAAAGAAAGAUAAAGUUAUCUGCCCCUGGAUGGAAUGGGCAAUAUUGGCCCAAAACCAGUGCCAAAACAGACUGGUUAUUUGUGAAAGAACCCCAAAAAAGUGAUAAACCCAACAGCUGGUACUGUAAGUUAUCCACAGAUGGACCUGAAUAACAUAGAAGAUCCACUAAUGGUCUUAUUGGACCCUAGUUGGACCUCUGGUCUGGUGCGCCAGUCUCAUCCGAGAGUUCCUCUGGUGGGCCAGUGUGACCCAGUUUGGGGCCUGGGUGGUCCAAUCUGAUCACGGUUUGGGCCUCAGAUGGUAGAGGUUCCCAUUGCUUGGACUUCUGAUGGGUCUGUCUGACUCUGCUUAGGCUCUGGUGCUCCAGUUUGAUCCUAUUUUGGCCACCGGCACCUGACUGGAAUAUUUCUGACAAUGUUAGCCUGAACAAGACUGGACUGAGGUGAAGGUGGUCAUCAUAGUAAGGUCCUUGUCACAUAGUAUCAGAUAUGAUGGUCUUCUACAUUGGUAAUGGGAACUUGUUGUGGAGUGAAGGUGGUCACCAUAGUCAGGACCUGGUCACAUAGUAUUAGAUACAAUGGUCUUCUACAUUGGUAAUGGGAACUCAUUGUGGAGUGAAGGUGGUCAUCAUAGGCAGGUCCUGGUCACAUAGUAUUAGAUACAAUGGUCUUCUACAUUGGUAAUGGGAACUCAUUGUGGAGUGAAGGUGGUCACCAUAGUCAGGUCCCUGUCACAUAGUAUCAGAUAUGAUGGUCUUCUACAUUGGUAAUGGGAACUCAUUGUGGAGUGAAGGUGGUCACCAUAGUCAGGUCCCUGUCACAUAGUAUAAGAUAUGAUGGUCUUCUACAUUGGUAAUGGGAACUCAUUGUGGAGUGAAGGUGGUCAUCAUAGGCAGGUCCUGGUCACAUAGUAUUAGAUACGAUGGUCUUCUACAUUGGUAAUGGGAACUCAUUGUGGAGUGAAGGUGGUCACCAUAGUCAGGUCCCUGUCACAUAGUAUCAGAUAUGAUGGUCUUCUACAUUGGUAAUGGGAACUCAUUGUGGAGUGAAGCUGGUUAUCAUAGUCAGGCCCUGAUCACAUAGUAUCAGAUACUAUGGUCUUCUACAGUGGUAAUGGGAGCUCAUUGUGGAGUGAAGGUGGUCACCAUAGUAAGGUCCUUGUCACAUAGUAUCAGAUAUGAUGGUCUUCUACAUUGGUAAUGGGAACUCAUUGUGGAGUGAAGGUGGUCAUCAUAGUAAGGUCCUUGUCACAUAGUAUCAGAUACGAUGGUCUUCUACAUUGGUAAUGGGAACUUGUUGUGGAGUGAAGGUGGUCACAAUAGUCAGGGCCUGGUCACAUAGUGUUAGAUACGAUGGUCUUCUACCUUGGUAAUGGGAACUCAUUGUGGAGUGAAGGUGGUCAUCAUAGUCAGGGCCUGGUCACAUAGUAUUAGAUACAAUGGUCUUCUACAUUGGUAAUGGGAACUCGUUGUGGAGUGAAGGUGGUCAUCAUAGGCAGGUCCUGGUCACAUAGUAUUAGAUACGAUGGUCUUCUACAUUGGUAAUGGGAUCUCAUUGUGGAGUGAAGGUGCUAUAUUACAAUAAUCUACGGUGUUACUUUUAUAUGGACAUGACACUUUAGAAGGGAUGGGUCCUAUAAUCUCACAGGUAUGAGGAAACAAUGGUGCUCAACCUGUCCUACAACAUCUUCUGUAUAUGAGAUUUACGAUCUCUCUUUCCAUGUGGUGCCCCGGCGCACUUUGCACUAUAAGGUCCAGAAUUCAUAUCCACUUUACAUAUGACUGACCCUGUGUAAAUAAAUAAUAUUUUUGGAUAAUACUGGAUUAAAAAAAUAAAUUUUGUAAGAAGUAAAGGUGUCUUCAACUAUUAUGUCAAGAAUGUGGCAUGUGAUUUGUGAUUUUACUAGAUCUAGGAAACAUGACCACUAUGGUUUUCUGUUCUCCCAAUCCACGGGGCAUAGUCUUAAAGGGGUACUCCACUGCUAGAAAUCUAGGAUAGGGGAUAAGAUGUCUGAUGGCGGGCUCCCGCUGUUGGG
Molecule: messenger RNA, 4227 nt
Organism: Hyla sarda
Lineage: Eukaryota; Metazoa; Chordata; Amphibia; Anura; Hylidae
Gene: IL27RA
Product: interleukin 27 receptor subunit alpha
Exons: 14
Coding region: 295-2169 (624 amino acids)
Biological process (GO): positive regulation of activated T cell proliferation; cytokine-mediated signaling pathway
Cellular component (GO): interleukin-12 receptor complex; interleukin-23 receptor complex; external side of plasma membrane
Molecular function (GO): cytokine receptor activity; interleukin-12 receptor binding; interleukin-23 binding
Source: RefSeq, a predicted model, not a curated record